This is a messenger RNA of Rhizopus microsporus ATCC 52813, 1586 nucleotides long. RefSeq names its product HD phosphohydrolase domain-containing protein. Gene Ontology annotation, cellular component: nucleus. NCBI's taxonomy places the organism in Eukaryota, Fungi, Mucoromycota, Mucoromycetes, Mucorales, Rhizopodaceae. The record is from RefSeq and is a predicted model, not a curated record. Gene Ontology annotation, biological process: dGTP catabolic process. The coding region runs from base 49 to 1494 and encodes 481 amino acids. The transcript is spliced from 11 exons. Gene Ontology annotation, molecular function: dGTPase activity.
UUAUUGUUUCAUUAAAUUUUUCUUCUUCUUUCUUCAAAUCGCUUCACAAUGUCAAUAAAUAAUAUUGUAAAUACCUUUGAAAACGCUAAUAAGUUUCAAGAGCCAAAGUCCUUCUUUCAUGGACAUAAAGUUAUUAAUGAUCCUAUUCAUGGGCAUAUACUUUUAGAUAACUAUACAGUCGAGUUUAUCGAUACUUUACAAUUUCAGCGACUAAGAGACCUGAAGCAGUUGGGCGUACUCUAUUACGUAUUUCCCGGGGGAAGUCAUAAUAGAUUUGAGCAUUCAAUCGGUGUAUCCCACCUUGCUGGUACACUUGUAGAAAGAUUUGCAAGAGAGCAACCUGAAUUGGAGAUUACAAAUGAUGAAAUCAAGUGUGUUAAACUAGCAGGACUGUGUCAUGAUCUUGGCCAUGGCCCAUUCUCUCAUGUUUUUGAUAAUACAUUUAUGCCUUUAGCAAGGCCCGGUCAAAAGUGGACGCAUGAACAGGGAUCAGAGCGAAUGCUGGAAUACUUGAUUGAUGAUAAUCAUAUCGACAUUGAAAAAGAUGAAGUCAAUUUCAUAAAAGAAUUGAUUGCAGGCGAAACCCGAUCACAGAGUAAAUAUAGGGAGCGUCAGUUCUUGUUUGACAUUGUAGCAAACAAAAAGAAUAGCGUAGAUGUUGACAAGUUUGAUUACAUCGAAAGAGAUUCUUACAACUUAGGUCUUCGAAGUUCUUAUGAUGCCAAUAGAUUGCUUGUCUAUAGUCGAGUCAUUAAUAAUGAAAUAUGCUAUCAUCACAAAGAGGUCUACAACUUGUAUGAAAUGUUCCACACACGUUACAGUCUAUUUAAACAGAUUUACACUCAUCGAGUGGGAACAGCCAUAGAGCUAAUGAUUGUAGAUGCAUUUUUAGCAGCCAAUGACUACUUGAAAAUAGCUGACAUGGUCGAUAACCCAGAGGACUAUCUUUAUCUGACAGAUAACAUUGUACAUACUAUAGAGAGUUCAAAAUGUCCUGAGCUAGAAAAGGCGCGUGGAAUUAUAAAGAGAAUAAGAAAGAGAGAAUUGUACAAAUUUGUAGAUGAAUUUCUUGUGCCUCCCGAGUUAGAAGGCCAUUUAAACCAGAAUGUGAUUAAUGCACAAAAUAUUGUAAACUAUCAAUCCGACAAUGCAGGUUUAGUUGAAGACGAUGUCAUUGUACGCUUUACGAAGAUCAACUAUGCAAUGAACGAUAAUAAUCCUGUUGACUCUAUUCGGUUCUUCUCCAAGUUUAACGAAAAUGAAUCAUUUAAUAUCUCAAAGCAAAAAGUCUCUUAUAUGAUUCCGUCCAAGUUUCAAGACGUCAACAUAAGAGUAUUUACGCGAAACCCACAAAAGAUGCAGGCUGUUCAAAAGGCAUUCCGAAAGUGCCUUAAAGAAAUCACGAAUAUUCAAGAUUUGGAUCCAACAGUCCCAGUGUCUGAAGAAUAUCAGCGUUUAGCUUCGUUAAAGCGACAGCGCUUCAAUGGCAACUAGAAAUAAAGAAAACUCCAUAUACUUCAAUAUGAACAAUGUUCCUAAUUAAACGAACCACAAUCCAUUGUUUAAUUAGACGAGGAACACAUGGC